Messenger RNA from Nicotiana attenuata, 1026 nucleotides. Its product is annotated as F-box/kelch-repeat protein At1g57790-like. Gene Ontology annotation, molecular function: protein binding. Lineage: Eukaryota; Viridiplantae; Streptophyta; Magnoliopsida; Solanales; Solanaceae. Bases 1 to 1026 code for a protein of 341 amino acids. The transcript has 2 exons. The record is from RefSeq and is a predicted model, not a curated record.
AUGGCGAAUUGGUCAGAACUUCAGUAUGAUGUGCUGGUUCACGUAGCUAAGCGUUUGAAUUUGAUUGAAGACUAUCUUAAUUUCGCUGCUGUUUGCAAACCCUGGCGACGUGCGGCCACUAAGAACAAUUUUAACAGUGAUCUGCCUAGGGUUCCAUGGCUUAUGUUAGCUGAGGAAGAGAAUAACAAGGAAGAAGGUGGUGAAGCUAAUACAUGUCGAAAGUUCUUCAGCCUCUAUAAUGGCAUGAUUUUAAAGAAGAGGAUUCCAAAUGCUAGAGGAAAGCGCUGUAUGGAGUCUAUGGGAUGGCUUAUUGCAGCGGGGAAAGACGAGGGUGAAAUUACUCUGCUACAUCCCUUCUCCGGUGUUCAGAUUCAACUGCCGCAUCCAAAUACCACCAAAGGUUACAAUUGCCAACUGACUGUCGAUCCAUGGACCUUCUUUCACAAGGCAGUUUUGUCGGCUAGUCCUUCUAAAACAUCAGACUACGUUCUCAUGGUCAUUGAGGCAAAUAACAAAUACCUAAGUUUUUGGAGGCCAGGAGAUUUGAGAUGGACCAGGAUUAUGAAAGAAGACAAUCCGGCUCUUCAUCGUGAUGUGGUCUACUUUAAUGGCAAAUUUUAUGCAGUUCAGUGGCUCGGCCACGUGUUAGUUUGCGAUGUUACUGGUGCUGAGCCAAUGGCUCAAAAAGUAGCUCGGUUGCCUCUAGAUCAGAUUGGAGAUGAACUAGUUUACAAAUUGGAUAUUGCUGCUGGAAAAUUGACGGAAACCAAAGAAUUAGGGGACAGAGCUAUCUUUUUCGGUGCUAAUGCAUCUCUCUCUGUCCAAGCUUCUCAGUUUCCUGGAAUCAAGCCUAAUUGUAUUUAUUUUACGGAUGAUCGUUAUGAUACAUAUGGCUAUUAUGUAGAAGGGGGCGGCUUGGACAUGGGUGUUUACAACUUAGCAGAUGACACCAUCCAGCCUCACUAUAAGGGUGUUUCCCUCAGUCCCCUUACUCCACCAACUUGGGUCACACCAACUCUGUGUUAA